AUGCUACAACUUACAACUGAACAAAUACGGCUAUGUGCUCCAACUGAAAAUAGCUACGGGAAGAAAAAGCUAUUAUCAUCCUGUCCAGGAAAAGUCACUGAUGCCACCCCCGUACACCCACCAACAACACAACCGUUUAAACCAAAUCACCCAUCAAACUUCAACAAGAAAAUUCGAAGAAUUACGAACGAAAAGCCAGAACCAGUGGAAAACAAGUUGGAAAACAUACUGAAAACGGCAACGUCAAUUGCGACAUUCCAAGGACAAAAAGAAUCACCGGCAGCAAUUGCCAAAGACUCGGUCCAACUUCUAAUAACACUUGGCAAUAUUAACAGAGUACACCAAUUACUGUCUCUGAGUACUUCACGAAAAUCCACCAGAAACGUCCCAAAUACCUUAUUGCUCACCAAUCACUACUCCGUCAACAUUAUACAGUUUGCCAAACUUCCCAACGACAACCAACUCCGGAAUCAUAACGUCCCAAAGACAAAGAAAAAGGAAGAGGAGUCCCCAGCAGCAAUUGCCAAAAACUCAACUCAAUCCGGAAUCAUAACAUUCCAAAGACAAAGACAAAAAAAAAGGAAGAGGAGUUCCCAGCAGCAAUUGCCAAAAACUCAACUCAAUCCGGAAUCAUAA
Messenger RNA from Ambispora gerdemannii, 636 nucleotides. The record is from the annotation of a GenBank genome assembly. Lineage: Eukaryota; Fungi; Glomeromycota; Glomeromycetes; Archaeosporales; Ambisporaceae.